This is a messenger RNA of Neltuma alba, 2949 nucleotides long. RefSeq names its product probable LRR receptor-like serine/threonine-protein kinase At3g47570. Gene Ontology annotation, biological process: protein phosphorylation. Gene Ontology annotation, molecular function: protein kinase activity; protein binding; ATP binding. The transcript has 3 exons. Lineage: Eukaryota; Viridiplantae; Streptophyta; Magnoliopsida; Fabales; Fabaceae. The record is from RefSeq and is a predicted model, not a curated record. The annotation marks the transcript as partial.
AUGGCUUUUGCCCCCGCUUCAUUUUCAUUUCUUUCCAGCUACUACCUUCAACCAUUAAUCCUUUUCAUCUUCUACAUAAACUUGAUUUGCUUCCAGCAUGUCAGAGCUGCAUCAAAUGAGACUGAUUAUUUGGCAUUGCUCAAGUUUAAAGAAUCAAUAACUGAUGAUCCUCAUGAUAUCUUGAGCUCUUGGAAUAGUUCGAACCACUUCUGCAGCUGGACUGGAAUCACAUGCGGCCAUAAGCAUCAGCGAGUCACCAAGUUGAAUUUGGGAGGCUAUCAAUUUGGUGGGAUCAUAUCACACCACAUUGGAGAGAUUCCUUGGAACUUGACGAGUUGCACUAAAUUGAGGAUCUUGGAUUUGGCAGGGAAUAGGCUUAUUGGUAAAAUACCAUAUCAGCUGGGGUAUCUUCAGAAGCUUGAACACUUUCAACUUUCUCUCAACAAUUUAACUGGAGAAAUUCCAUGGUCUAUAUGGAAUCUUACUUCCCUCACUCGUCUUGCAGUAGGCUGCAACAACUUGGAAGCAAGUAUACCUGAAGAGAUCGGCCGUUUGAAGAAUUUGAUGUUUUUAGGAGCACCGAGGACUACAUUCUCAGGUGCACUUCCUUCUGCACUUUUCAAUCUAUCAUCUCUCACUAUACUAUCAGUAGCAGAAAAUGAUUUGAACAUGACUCAGCUUCCACAUGACAUGUUCUCCACCCUUCCAAAUCUAGAAUAUUUUUCCAUAGGGGGGAAUCAAAUUUCUGGUCCAAUACCAAAUUCCAUAAAAAAUGCAUCUUCACUCCAAAGAUGCGAUAUUUCUUCAAACCAUUUUUUCGGUCAAGUUCCCAAUUUAGGAAACCUAAAAGAUCUUUCCCGCCUUAAUAUACAAAUUAAUAAUUUUGGGAGCAGCUCAAAUGGUGACCUUGAUUUCAUGACACCUUUGAAAAAUUGUAGCAAACUUCAAAUAUUAAGUUUGGGCAUCAACAAAUUUGGAGGCAUUUUGCCCAAUUCCAUAGGAAAUUUGUCAACCCAGCUCAGUGGACUAUACCUUCGUGGUAAUGAGAUCUAUGGUACUAUUCCUGAUACUUUAGGAAAGUACAAAUAUUUAACUGUCUUGGCUCUUGAAUCCAACAGAUUCUCAGGUGCUAUUCCAAUCUCUUUUGGAAACUUACGUGAGAUAAAAGAAUUAGGUCUCGAUGGAAACCAACUCUCAGGAGAGAUACCGGGUUCCUUAGGAAACCUUAGUGAAUUGAUUUUGCUAAGCAUUUCAGGAAAUAUGCUUCAAGGAAAAGUUCCUAUCACAAUGGGAAACAUGAAAAGUUUGCUCACCCUAGACCUUUCAGAAAACAAUCUCAGUGGUCCUAUACCCUUUGAGAUUUUUGGUCUUCCCUCCUUAUCCAUUUUAUUAAACUUAUCUCACAAUUCAUUCAACGGAUCUUUGCCUUCAGAGGUAGGAAUGCUUAAAAACCUGGGGACUUUGGAUAUCUCUGAAAAUAAUCUUUCCGGAGAGAUUCCUUGGACCAUAGGAGAAUGCACAAGUAUGGAAUACCUUAACUUAAAAGGGAAUUCUUUCAAUGGGCCCAUGCCUCCUUCGCUAGCUUUGAUGAAAGGUCUUGUGCAUUUAGAUAUAUCUCAAAACAACCUAUCUGGAUCAAUACUAAUCGACCUACAAAAUGUUUCUUUUCUUCAGUACUUAAAUAUUUCUUUCAAUACGUUUGAUGGUGAGGUUCCAGUAGAAGGAGUUUUCAGCAAUGCAAGUGCAAUAUCACUUAUUGGAAAUAUCAAUCUUUGUGGGGGAAUUUAUGAGUUGCACUUACCACCAUGCCCUAAGAAAGUGGACACAAAAAGAAAACACAAUUUGAAGCUCAUGGCUAUUGUGAUUUGUGUGGCUUUUUCACUUUUAUUGAUAUUUUUGUUUGCCUUCUAUUGGAAGCAUGAAAGAAACAAGAAAUCAUCUUCAACUUCAUCAAGAGUAGAACAAUUUCCCAAGGUGUCAUAUCAAAAUCUACACAUUGUAACCCAAGGUUUCUCUACCAACAACUUGAUUGGAUCUGGGAGUUCUGGCUCAGUAUAUAAAGGAAGGCUAGAAUCAGAAGAUAAAAUUGUUGCAAUAAAGGUACUGAACUUUCAAAAGAAGAGGGCUCAAAAGAGUUUCAUUUCAGAAUGUAAUGCACUGAAAAACAUGAGGCAUCGAAAUUUGGUAAAAAUUUUAACAUGUUGCUCUAGCAUUGAUUACAACGGACAAGAAUUUAAGGCAUUGGUGUUUGAGUAUAUGCCAAAUGGAAGCCUUGAAAAAUGGUUGCAUCCUAAUCAAGAAAGUGCAUGUCAGUCAGCAUUGGAUAUUUAUCAAAGAUUUAAUGUUGUAUAUGAUGUUGCCUCUGCACUGCAUUACCUUCAUUAUGAAAAUGAGGAACAAGUAGUCCAUUGUGACAUAAAGCCCAGCAAUGUCCUUCUUGAUGAUGAUAUGGUGGCUCAUGUGAGUGAUUUUGGGUUAGCAAGACUACUUGCCACCCUUAAGGGCAGUUCUCAAAAGCAAACAAGCACGUCUGGAAUAAAAGGGACGAUCGGCUAUGCUCCUCCAGAGUAUGGGAUAACUUCUGAGGUAUCAACACAUGGUGAUGUAUAUUCUUUUGGUAUUCUUAUUUUGGAAAUGUUAACCGGAAAAAGACCAACAAACCUAAUGUUUGAAGAUGGCCACAAUCUUCAUAGCUAUGUCAAAGCUGCAUUUCCAGACAAUCUUUUGGAAAUUAUGGACACAGCUCUUGUUCGCCAACAAGUACAACAGACAACAAUAGUAGCUAGAGGAGAAAUUAGGAUGGAGGAAGUGGCUCUUAUGCAUCCCAACCAUGAGAAGACUCUAAUUUCACUAUUUAAAAUUGGACUUGCUUGUUCAGUAGAAUCUCCUAAAGAAAGGAUGGACACGAUGAGUGUACUAAGGGAGCUAAAUCAAAUUAAAAAUGCUCUU